Molecule: messenger RNA, 11615 nt
Organism: Pocillopora meandrina
Lineage: Eukaryota; Metazoa; Cnidaria; Anthozoa; Scleractinia; Pocilloporidae
Source: the annotation of a GenBank genome assembly
CCAUUUUGGAAACGCGCGGGAACAAACAAGAGGUAAAAUCUCCUUAUUUUCAAAACAUGUUAUUUUGCAUUAUUGAUUGUUGAUUUUUAACCUGGCUAUAGGAAUUUGAAAUGGCCACUGAUGGUUUGGAGUUCAGUGAUAUUUACCUUCUUGUAAGAGGUGCAUUGGUAAGUGGAAAUGGCAGAAGCUCCAUGUCACGUGUAGCUCGUAGAAAGAAUGAUCAGUACAAGGCUUCUAAUUUCAAAGCUAAAUAUACUCACGAGAUUUUUUUUACAAAUUUCCUUAUCAUCUACAUGAUGUUAUACGAGAUAUAUUUCUUACGCCUUUUAAAGGAUUCCUAAUCGUUGUACGGGGGUGAUUUUGCAACCGGAAGCAACUUGUGAGCUUCACUGACGGCUGCAGCUCCAGCUAGUACACUAAGCUUCUUUUCGGUCUGAUAUGUUAAAUUACAUUCUGUGCUGCGCUCUUCGAAUAUUCACGUGGUUCCUGGUCUCAGAAAUUUGAAGAGCCAGCCCCUAAAGGCGUCCAUGAUUGCACAUAAACAAGACGCUACGAGACAACGACUUAAACCAGCUGGGUUCCGCCGGUACCAAUCUCUGUAUUACAAGGGCUAAUAGGCUACUUUAAGUCUCUUACAUUCAAUAUUUGAUUAGAAUUUCUCCCUCCAUGCCAUAGCUUUAUUGCGGGUGAAGGGAAUGUGGUGUCAUAUUAAGAUAACAUUAUUCAGCAAAUGGGACAAUCUACUGUUACUGUUGAGUUCAAUCUACUUACUGUAUUAUUUGACUCAAAGAACCCUUUUGAGCGAUUUAUUCCAAGUUUAUGGCUUCCACGUUUAGGCAAUCCAUUAUUCUAUCCAUAUCAUGGUACUCUUUCCCACUAGCAACAAUCCUUUUCAAUUCUAACCUUGUUCAAAUGAUGAGGCCACUUGCUCAAAAAUUGGUGUUUUUUUUGCAUCAUAGAGGUCAAUUCUUGACUUUUUGGGUGGAUAAUUUGAAGAUCUAUUUCAACCACAGAAGGUUUAAAGGGGCUAAUGCCCUUAAAAAUAUCACAUUUCUGCCUUGUUCACAGAAUGAUGGACGGUUGAAGUUACACAAAGGGGGAAUAAUAUUCAAAGCAAACAAAACUGGAAAAAUUGACCAAGCAGCAGUGGCUGAUAUUGAAUCAACUAGUUGGUUGAGAGUAGCUCGUGGUUUUGAACUGAAUGUUGCUCUAACAAAUGGAAUGCAGUUCAAGUUUGAAGGUUUCAAAGAGGCAGUAAGUCUUUGUCUCCAUUUGAAACUACUUGAAAACUAACAGUUGGUAUCACCACAGCAAUGUUGUUAAUUACUUGGAUUUCUCUCUGUCAAAACAAAUAGUUAAAACUUUUGUGGUAUGGCUAGGAUGCAAUGAAGGGGAAAGUCUCCCUUUACCGCAUUUUUUUUAAAUCUGAGCUUAAUAUAACAAAACACAUUUCAAUAUUCUUAACUCAAGUGCAGGGUGAUGCUGCAUUUUUUGCUCUAAUUGUAAAUAGUUAUUUGUAUUCUCACACAAGAAUGAGAUGUUGUCUUUUUAAACUAGAUUUAAAUUCUAUUCUAAGUACAUGGGACAUUUCAUUGAAAUUUUUUUUACUUGCCAUAUGACAUCAAAAAAAUAUUUUUGAAGUGGCAUCCAAACAUUCAAUUCUCUUGGUUUAAAUUAACUAGGGUGAAACUAAUUUUUCUCUUGUGUUUUCUCUUUUUAGGACUAUGACCAACUAGCAACAUUCAUUAAGGAAAAUUUUGGAAAGGAUCUGGAAGAAAUAGAAUUAUCCGUCAAGGGCUGGAACUGGGGCACUGCUAAAUUCAAAGGUUAGAGGUGUCUGUCCAUGUAAUGCUUUCCUAGUCAUCUGUAGUCUGUGUCUGUUUGUUGUUGUUGGCGCUACCUGUUUCCUGUUUUCACAAGCAUUGCAUCAUUUUUCUGCUUUUGAUUGUGAGACUAACAUUGAUCUGGUUUAUUUGUAUUGCUGUAACAAAGGAUUUUGUGAAAUGUUUCAGGCUCCUCUCUCUGUUUUGAAGUUGAUGAAAAGCCAGCAUUUAUAGUCCCUCUCAAGGAUGUGUCGCAAGCAACAACAGGUGAGGUUUUUCCUUUCAUCUUUGUUACAUCCUAUUUUUUUCAGAGUGGAAAAAAUUAAUUUGGAAUUACUAUCCUUUCAAUCUGAAGUAUGGAAGAGCACUAAAUUCUAAAACAGUGAAUUCCCAGGUUGUAGACACUUCAUUACAAGGCCUGUCCAAAAUGAUACAGAACUUUGUAGAAAUCAGAGUUGCAGCCAAGAGCCUGCUGCUGGGGAUAUUUGCUAAAUGAAAUGCAGCAAUUACCUGCCAAAUAUUCUGCUACUGAUUACUGCUUUUUCACCUGGCAAAUUUCAGAUUGCAUGCUCUCUAUGAGUGAGGAUUUCCUGAAUAAAACAUGAACAGUCUUAUGCAGUGUUAUUUUAUUCACAAACAGGAAAAAAUGAAGUGGCACUUGAGUUUCAUCAAAAUGAUGAUGCACAGAUCUGCUUGAUGGAGAUGAGAUUUUAUAUCCCUACACCUGCAGAUAAUCCAACAGAAGACCCAGUCAAAGUAUGUUCUUUAUUUCUAAAAUCCACAUUUUGAUUAUAAGGGGAAGCAAGUUUAACAUGUCAUGUCCAUAGAAUGAAAAUGUGAAAUCUGUGCCAAGCUACAAUCAUCAUCCAAAUUAGUUGAUAGAUCAUCUUUGAACAGUCCUAUUUAUGUGUAGAUUAACAUUCCUGUGUCUAACGCACUCUUAGUCAUUGACAAUACCCCCCUCCCCCAUAUAUUGCCUGAAUGUAGCUAAAAGGUCAUGGAAUCGCGAUACAGCAUUUUUUUUUAAGGAGAGGGGGAAUGGGGCAAAUAGGUUAAUGUAACAAGGGCAAAAGAGUGGAGAAGGCCAAUGUGUCAAUAAUUUUGUUGCCAAUUGUAGGCAUUUUACUUUUUAAAUUGAUAUUAAAGAGGUAAUUUGUGCAAAUCUGUUUAUGUUGUGGAAACUUAUCCCUUAAACUCCAAAGAGUGGCUGGGAUCUAUUUUUCCUUAAAACAUCACCUCUGAAUCAAACAUUGAAGUCACUAGAAUUAAGGAAAUAGUUGCCAAUUGAAGAAGCUUUGACUGUUACACAAAUUCUCCCAACCAGCACCAAAUAAAUUUAUAGAGAACAGUAUGGGGAAUAUAGAUACUAAUGUUAGUUUGUGAAGAGUUAGAUGAGCUUUAAUUAAUUUUUCUCUUUUUGCUUCACAAAGUGUAGAAGUAUGUACAUGUUUGUAGACUUAUUAUUAAAGUGAGUAGAAAAACUGGAAUAUACAGUCAGUGGCUCAAACACCCAGAGACUGAAAGAACAAUGAGAUUUCGCAAUAAAUUUUUUCAGUUUCUACUAUAAUUUGUUUGCUUUGUUUUUAUUUCUAUUUUUAUUUUUGGCAGAGUUUCCAUCAAAAAGUUCUCGAGAAAGCGGACAUUAUUCAAGCAAUAGGAGAUGCUAUUGUUACAAUACCUGAUGUCGCCUGUUUGACCCCAAGGUAAUUCUACUUGAAAAUGAAUCCCUUGGCCUGGUGCAUUGUGUUUGAGUGUUUUAAGACUUAAUGCUGCAGGAAGCAAUCGCUGUGACCAUUCAGAGCAAAAGAAAAUGCCAGCAGAAACCAGUAAGGACUCUUUGUAAAAACAAGCAAACUGCUUAAAGCAAGAAAAUGUAAAGGACCAUGUGGAAUAGAUUUAGCUUUAUAUCUGAUUGGGUGAGAGAGGGGUACAAAUUUCACAGAUCAGUUACAGUGAAGUGAAGCAAAACCAUUACAAUCCUUGAUUACCUCUGACUCUCAACUGAGAGUUUUUCAUUUGUUUGGUGAUUUUUCAAAUUGGAGAAUUGUCUAGAAUUACCAUUUGUCUGUUUUAUAAGGCUAGCGAGUAGAAGUUGCUGUUGUAUGUUAAAAUUUUCUUUUGUUCCUUUUUGUUUUAAGGGGCCGGUACACCAUGAAAGUGUUCCCUUCAUUUCUUCAACUUCAUGGCAAAACUUAUGACUACAAGAUUCCUUACACAUCAGUGUUGCGUCUUUUCCUUUUACCUCACAAAGACCAAAGAUUUAUGUUCUUUGUGGUAAGUUUUAUUAUAUGAGUAGAUAAACUGCAGGGCCAUUGCAGCUUAUUGGAACAUUUUGUCAUGUUUGUCUCCUUGAGGAAUUUCCUCAAUAAUUCAUUUUGGAAAGAAGGUCCAGUGUCAAGCAAAAUCAAGUAACAUAUUGUGUUGUAGUUUACUUGUAUACUGGGAAAAAAUAAUGUUAAUUAAAACAUUUUGUACUAAAUGUAGCACUUGAGACUGGAAUUAUCUUCAAGUCAGGUAUAAGAAAAAGGUGUUAGAGUGUGAUAGGAUUAUUACAGUGGCCUAACUCAUAGAUGUGGGCAAAGAGCAUUAAGUUAACAAAGUGAUGCGCGAUAGUGCACGGCAUGAUUGUAGUGGAGGUGUGAAAAGACAAGGAAGGGUUGGGUUGAGUCACCUGAUGAAGGUUCUGUGCAUGAUCCAACCCAGAUUCCCCUGGUUUUUGCUCUGUUGCCAUUCUCGCGUUGUUUACUACUUCACUCCGUUUUACUUUCUGAAUACCUGAAACCGGCUAUCAUGAAGUUAACAACUUUAAAAAUGAAGCUCAAAAGUAAAGUAUCAAGAGAGAGGCUCCAAGUAGAAUAAGACAGCCUGGAAAUUGAAUAACAUUCAUCACUUUGAAAUUUGCUGUUGAUGGAUUACUCUAAAAUAGUUGUUUUUCUGCAUUGUAGGUUAGCAUGGAUCCUCCAAUAAAACAAGGCCAAACAAGAUAUCCAUUCUUGAUCAUACAAUUUGAAAAAGAUGAAGAAUUCGAUGUGAAACUAAAUUUGUCAGAGUAAGUGAAGGGAUUUUACAUGAUCAAUAGUAGAAUUUUUCUUCUCUUCCUGUGCUCUCUGUUUGAGUACCUGUUCAAGGUAUUGUGAUUUCUGGAAAUACGGAAAAAAAUUGGGGGAAUUAUGAGGGUAGAGAAUUCCCAGUCUAGAAGCUUUUGAGUGUGGGAAAGCGAUAGUGUUAACUUUCAUUUGAAUGAAAGGGGUAACUUUCGCAGUGAUGCCUUUGAGGGGGGGGAGGGGGGGGGGGGGAGGGGAGGAGAGGGGAAAGGGGAGAAGAGAGGUAUGACAAGAUAAUGUGGUUUUGUGAACUGAGUUGAUAACGUAAAUUGGCCUCAGUAAGGAGUUUCUAAAGCUGACUUUUCUAACGGUAGCCGUUCGUCAGUUGCGCAGGUGCAGUAGGUCGGCCAUUGAUCCAACUUCAUUGUUUAAAGCGUCGCAUGUACAUCUUAUACCGAAUUCCUCGCGUGUUUCGACAUCUUGAAAUUUUUGCAAUUUAGGGAGGAGUUAAAGGAAAAAUAUGAAGGGAAGAUAACUCAGGAAAUGGAUGGUCCGAUUUACGAGAUUGUGAGCAGACUGAUGAAGGCAGUUGUUGGUCGAAGAAUAACCGUUCCUGGUACAUUUAAAAGGUGCGUAUUAAUGUAAUGUGUUUCUGGUGUUCUAAGGUUGUGUUUUGUUACCCAGGUUAAGGUGAUCGGUUGCUUAUCACACCGACCAAAAGAAUAUUUGGGCAGCAAUCUUUAACCCUUUAACUCCUAAGAUCUGAUUUUGAAUUCUCCCUUCUAGCUGUUACUCAUUUCCUUGUAAAUAAAUUGCGAGUAUUUGGUGUUAGAUCAAGACUACUAACCUUUACCUGAUAAGUUUGAGUAUUCGCAUUACAUGUUGGCUUUAACUCACUUAUGGGUGUUAAAGGGUGAAGACAGGAUGACUUGUUAAACACCCUUUCCUCUGUGCGUUAGAGACAUCCCAGUCUAAAUAUCAUUGAACAAAGCUGGUAACGUGAAAUGUUUGAAUUUUCUCAUCGUAGAAGUUGCAAAAAGGUCUGUUUCUAUUCAUUCUUUCAAUCAACCUGUGACAUAGAUCCAUUAGAGAAAUAUAAGUAGACUCCAUUAUGAACGAAUUUUUAAAUUGAGACAUUUUUCAGUCUUGCCCUAACUCUUAUUCUGCUUUUCAGUCAUGCGGGAGUCAGCUGCAUCACGUGUUCAUACAGAGCUGGCAGUGGAAUGCUGUACCCUUUAGAAAGGGGCUUUAUAUUUGUGCACAAACCCCCUGUGCACAUCCGCUUUGACGAGAUCUCCUCAGUGAACUUUGCCCGUGUGGCAGGAGGAGGUGGAUCCAGUCGGUCAUUUGAUUUUGAAGUGGAGACAAAGUCGGGGGUCAGUUACGUGUUUAGUAGCAUCGAAAAGUAAGUGGCGCCUACAGGAUGUUGACGAAUUUUGGAUGAGGUUUUCCGACGCAUUCAUUAACAAAAUGGGAGCAAGUAGAACAUGCAUUCAAUCAGAUCAGGUCUUAGAUCGAACGCAUGGUACAAGUACUUAUUGAGCCCGCGGGCACACCCUUGUUAUUAGCGCUGGCUAAUACUUACUAUGAUGAAACGGCACUGGCGUCCAGCACGAUCCUAAGGGCGUUAAAACACUAAAGUACGCUCACACACUUCACUCUACUUCCAAGGGAAGAAAAACGGGACACGUGCAUAUAAAACAGCAAGCUUGUUCCCAGAUUCCUCGUUCAUCAUAAGCUCCUUUUUCGGUGAAUAAGUGGUAGCUGAGGAAACGAGAUUGACAACGCAGCGGUCAAACCGCCGGCAUGCGCAAAUGAUUAAAAAUUUGUCAGCAGCACGCCAAUUUUCAGUGCAAAGUUUUAAAGGGAAAAAUUACCAACAACUGGAGUCAUGAAAAUAUUUCAGGUUUCAAAGUAGCUUGAGAAAUUUUAAUCUGUCUUGCAUCAUAUUUCAGAGAGGAGUAUGGAAAACUAUUCGAUUUUGUCAGUGGCAAGCAUCUGAGAAUAAAGAACACAGGAAAGGUUAGCACACAAUACAAAAAUUCCAAAUAACACUUUUUUCUUCUUUCUUGUCAGUCAUUUAUUUUAAAGGAUACCCCAUUUUCCAGUCAUUGAUAGACUAACGCCAUCAUUAUUAGCGCUGCAAGACGCACAUUUCUCUGCCCGCAGGAAGAUUUGAGACGAGUCCGGGAGAGGUUUGCCGGGAGUCUGGCACUAAUUAUCAUUACAAGCUCUUAAAAAAAAAAAACGGAAACGCUCGUGCCGGAGCGCCCACGAUGAGGGUCAACGCUAUUCAGCGUGCACGCAAAGUAUUAGUACUUUUUAUUGCAGCAUUCCUGCCCCUAGUCCUUUUGAAAAUCCUGCAGUUUUGUUUGCGUUUGCUCUUACGGUCCUCUCUUUGUACGUGAAUACAACAGUUCUAUCAAAAUAAGCCUAGAUUUUGAAAUAAAUUCUCCCUAUUUAGCUUGGUACCUUAAGGUAAACAAAGCAAAAUUAUUUUAUUGUUGUCAUUUUCUCUAUUCAUCAUUAUUUAUUUAUAUGUUUAUCGAUUUUUGUGGUUUAAUCGAAGGUGUCAUCAAAGCAGUAUGAAGACGAAUUGAUGCCCGGCUCAGACGAAGAUUCUCACGAUGCAUACUUGGAGCAGAUGAAGGCUGAAGGAGCCGAGAAAUACGAAGAGUCAGAGUCAAGCGAAGGUGUGUGUGUGUGUGUACUAAGCACGUAAUUUCUAAUUCGCCCUCCGCCUUGAGGACAGAUGCCGAUACCACUGGCCCAUCCUUAUACUGCUAAAAAAUCUUCUCAACCGUUUCCUUUGUACUGUUUAAAUUCCAACUGUAGUAUUGGACAAAUAGGAUUUCUAUUUUGAGCGCACAGAGAGUGUUGCCGUCCCACACUAGCCUGUUUUUCAGAGUUUGCACGGGACACAUUUCAUUGAAAUUGUGACCAGAAUCUGAAAGGUAGUUCUGCAAUUUCCAGGCCCGGGAAGUCGUAAGUUUUGGUUGCCGCCUAUGAAAAGUUAAGGAAUUGACGACUCGCUGUACACUCCGAAUAGUUUCUUCUUUUCCGCGAAGUCCGUCGCGCGAGUAACAAAAAAAUCAACGAAAACUGGAAAAAAAAAAAAAAAAGAUGUUAGCGCGCCGCGCGGAACUCUGGGUGUGAGGCUCACGCAAAGGAGGGAUAGCUCCUAGUCUAAGGUCACUGUUUUUUAUCUUUAUUACAACAAAAACGCAAGAAAUACGUUCGUCAAAUGGUUGCUUUCAUGUUAUUUUAAAACCAAACCAUUGAUCUAUGGCCAUGGAAAACACAAACGACGUCCUGCAAAAAGUGAGGGAAAGUCUUGAAUUUUGGUAUUUGAGGACUUUGAGCCCUGUUUCUUCGCAUAAUUAUGUUCAGGUGAAUUCAUGUGUUUUUUCUUUCCAUUUAAUCUGUUACUUACAGAUGAGUCAGACGAGUCCUUCAAUCCUGGAAGCGGGGGAGAAGAUCAGGAUUUGAAAGAGGAGUGAGUAUAUCUGUUUUACCCCGCAAAAAUUAUUCUGAGUAGAGAAGUAUUUUCGUGCUAAAGGCAAGGUACAAUUCUUCUGAAAUAUUUUUAAAAGACAGGCACUCUCCUGGCCUAGCUUUUUUACUCUUUACGGUGGCUAAUUUACGUUGUCAACUCAGUUGUUAACACUAAAUUACCUGCUAUACUCUCCCACCAACGCAGCACCACAGUUUCUUUAGAAACUUACCCCUUUACUCUCCUGGCCAGUUGGUUCUUUCACCCUUUGACCCUUAAGAGUGAAUAGCGUCUUACAAUACCAUCGCUGAAUCACGCAUGAAGGUUAGGAGAAUUAGGGAAACGAUCACCACCUAAAGAAGCUUUUGGUUGUAUCAAUUCUCCUUGUCAGUUCCUUAGGAAAUGUUCAGAGAAUGCUAUGGAGAAUAUGCAUACUGAUUUUAGGGUGUAAAGGAUUAAGUAAAGUCUAUUGACCGAUCCUUUACUCCUAGCUGAUCAGGCUCGUGGCCACAAUGAGGCUAAUUUUAAGACAAUUUUGUACUAGAUUCGAGAGCGACCCGUCUUCUUCAGAAAGUGAAGGAGAAUCCGACGAGGAAGGCAAGCCAAAACACAAAGUAAAGGAAAAGAAGAAGAAAAAGUCGCCUGAAAAGAAAAGAAAAGCUGAAAAAACGGCGAGCCCUGCACCGAAAAAGAAGGCCAAAACUUCAGUAAGUGUUACUGAAAAUCUUAUAGCUCUGUCGUCUUGUUUUUAACCUUUCAGUAGCAGAAUGUUCCCUUUCCCUUUUCCUAUUUGCCUCACGAGGAAUGUCGUUUCACAGUUCACGAUGCAUAAGGCUCAUGGAAAGUGAUGGAGUUUCACUCUUUCAUUUUUAGGCCUGACUUUUGUGUAUACCUCCAUCCCAUUUGGUUAUUUUUCAGAGUUUUUUGUGUUGAUUGAUUUUAUAACAAGACCGCGAAACUCAUUGGCGUUGGUUCAGUGUCUUAGUACUUGUUGUGUUUUUGAUUAUCUGUUUGUUUGUUUGUUUGUUUGUUCGUUUUUUUUUUGGUUUUUUUUUUUUUAAUCAAAGAAUUUAAGUGUACCGCUAGGAAAAUCAAAAGACUGUUUGUACCGGCCUGUACUGCAAGAGUGUACUUGAAAAUUUAAUUGUUCUAGUCAGUCGCUGUAUGAGUCAAUCAGAAUCAGAAACAGAGCUCAGAGCCUUUUUCACCUACAUCUUCAUCAUCCUCUUUUUUCUCUUUUAUACGAAAUAGAGAACGCGAUAUAUUUCAUAGGACAAUUUCCUAUUGAAUGUCUUCAAACGAAAUCCAAGGUUACCGUAAGAGUCAAUCAGAGCAAAGGUGAAUAUUGUGAGAAACCGAUGAGAGCUCAAAGUGAAAACAAGCCGACCGCUCCAAGCGCGGGAAAACGUGGGUGACCAAGUCGUGAUUGGGUUUUGUAUGCACCUGAUUGGUUGAGACGGUGGCACGAGUUUUCAAGACAUGAUCCAAUCCCGGAUGACUUUCGACACAAUUGAAAUUGCUUUAACCUUGAUUUCAUUUUGCAGACAGAUGAAACACCUCAAGGCAAACGGAAAAAGAAAGCAAAGAAGGACGCUGAUGCCCCCAAGCGGCCGAUGUCCGGCUACAUGUUAUGGCUGAGCGAAAUCAGGGAACAAAUCAAAGGGGAGAACCCUGGAAUCUCAGUGACAGAGCUAUCCAAAGUAGCGGGAGAGAAGUGGAAGAAAAUUGAGGAUAAAACAGUAAAUGAUCUUUGUAUUCCAUAGAUCUCAAUAAUGCGAGAAUGAUGAUUAUGUACGGAUUUCUAUAGUGCCAUGUGCAUCAUCUCGAGGCGCUCUACAACACUUUGGCCAGACUACAUUAAGCAGUUUACAAUUUUUGAAGGAUAUUUUUGCAGCUGCCCUCAAUUUCGGAUCAAGGCCAAACCUCAAAACAAGGUGCUCUUCAACCAGAGCAAAUUCUCCGCAUUUUCUGUAAUACAUUCCCUUUAAUUUUAAUUCCUGUAAUUUAGUGUUAUGGCAAACUCUAUUUUUCUUUCUAUCCAUCAUCUUUCUGCUGGAAAAUGUAAUGAUAAUGCUAGUAGAAAUUACUUUUAAGUCACCUCUAACAAGGUAAUUUAAUUCGUGUUUAGAAAUGGCAGGAAAUGGCCAAAGAGGCGAAGAAGAAAUACGACGAGGCAAUGAAGGUGUACAAAGAGAAGAAAGCUAACGAACCAAAUGAUAGUCCAGAUGAGAAACCAAGCAAGAAGGGUUCCGUAAAGGAGUUCUUUAAUAAGAAGGGAGAUAAAAAGAAAACUGCUUCUCCUCGAAAAGCUGGCAGCGGCGAGUCACAGAAAUUUAAGAGCGCAGAAUUUGUAGAAACUGACGAUAGUUCCUCAGAGGAUGAAGAUAAGGUAAGUUUGUUCUCUUAUAUCUUAUGACGUCCACAAAACUUCACGAUAACAUCGGUUGAAGUAUUUUAGAGUUUUGAUAAUCGUUUCCCUUACUUGUUAAACUUGUCUUGUAUUUUUUUAUUUAUGGAAGAACCACGCAGCUAGAGAUGGGAGACCGACUUGCACUAUGACUCGUUCACAUCUCCCACACUUUCAGAAAAAACGAGAGACGAUUGGCUACAAGCCCAAUGCUUUCGUUUUAAAUUGUAGAGCAAGUUCAAUUUGCACUAUCAUUUGAGGUGUCCCAUUUUAUUUGACGAUCUCCUAUUUUAUUUGCUUUUACAGAAAACCAAACCCAAACCCAAACCUAAAGCAAAAGCAAAACCUAAACCAGGAAAAUCUAAGGGCAAAAGCAAAAAGGAAUCAGAGGAGGAAGAAUCCGAAGAAGAAGAAGAAUCUGAAGACGUAGAUAUGAGUGACGGCUCAGAUUCAGACUGAAGUCAAGAAGUGCCAAGGAGUGCAUAACUUACAUAAUGACUGCGCCUGCAAUCAUAUUGUCCAUCUGUAUGUUGAAAAGGGCACGCUAGCGAGACAUUAAAGUCGUUUGUUUUAAUUGCCUCAUUUUCGUGUACACUAUUUUUGUGGAAAAAUACUUCAAGUUGUAAAACAGCCUGUGUCUGGUUGUGAUACUGGGAGAACGGUUGAAUAGAAAAAUGCUGUAAGGAUAAUCCAAGUUUCUGUUUGUAAAAAUAAACUGGAGGACCAAACUAGUUGUAAAAAGUUUUUUUAGGCUCAAUUUGAAAAACGAGCGCAGAUACAUCAUUAAACCUAAUUUAGAAUUGGUGGUUAAAAGUGUCAAUUUAUCGAAACAACUCGAUGAAAAAUUG